Molecule: messenger RNA, 1528 nt
Organism: Epinephelus lanceolatus (giant grouper)
Lineage: Eukaryota; Metazoa; Chordata; Actinopteri; Perciformes; Serranidae
Product: transmembrane protein 150A
Biological process (GO): protein localization to plasma membrane
Cellular component (GO): plasma membrane
Source: RefSeq, a predicted model, not a curated record
UGGAAGACUAUCACUCAUUACACAGUGUGACUUUGUGCUGGAAGAACCUGAACUGCACUGACAUCAUACAGGGUUAGGACUUUGUUUUCUUGCUCUGUAGGUAUGAUGCUGACUCCAUGAGGAAUCUGCAAACCCCUGAGGAGGUCUACCAUUGAGUGUUUUUACGACACUUGGGCUUCAAGAACCCCUGCUCUGAUUUGUGACUUCCCUUCUUCAAAACUCAGACAUGGUGCUGUGGAUUAUCUUCCCCAUUUCGCUCUCCCUGGUGUCCUUCAUCGGAACAUGGAGUGUAUAUGCCCUGGCCCGUGCCAACAAUCAUGUGUGCUCUCUCAGUGACUGGGGGGUUGACAGCAGCUGCAAUGGAAAUCAGACCACUGGAUGUUGUUUUGCUCCCACUUUAAGCUCAAGUGGAUCCAGUGCGCCACAAAAUUCGCUAUUUACAGCCACAAUCAAUGCUGGAUCCUUUCUCUUUCUGCUGUUCUGUAUAUUCCACCAUGCCCACAUUAUGGAGAGACACUCAUGCCAUUCCAUGCUGAGCAAGGUUGCACUGGUCUUUGGUGUUGUUGCAGCGCUGGGGGCAUUUGCAGCUGGAAACUGUAAUCCAGGUUACCUAGCACUCCCUCACUACUUCGGAGCUGCCAUCAGUUUCAUUUGCAUCUGCUUCUACUCUGUCCUGCUCACUGCGCUGACCAAGAAGUGUGUGCUGUCAGGAUACGAGAAGGUUCUCUACCCGUUGCGCAUCACCUCCUGUGUAGUUCAAUCCAUCGUCACCAUCUGCCAUGUUGUCUUAUUUGCCCAGGCUGAGUACUAUUACUUUCACUUGUCGGCUAUAUUUGAGUGGAUGCUCUCCGUCAACCUGGAGCUGUUUGAGCUCAGCUUCGCCGUGGAGUUUUGGUUCUUCUCGUCUUACAUGCUCUCAAAUCUGUUGAACGAACGAGAGGAGGAAAAGCCUUUGAUGAUAACAAUGUCCUGAUAUGAGGCUGCCAGGGUCCAGCAGGAGCACACAAGCAGUGAGGAUGGACUGAGUAAGACAUCUGUGGCUGGACCAUGGCUGGAGGACCAAUAACUUUUGACACCACUACUGGGAUAGAUUUAAAGCCGUUUAUGGAUUAUGACCACUUGUUUUCCCACCCUCUUGAUAAUGUUGCCUAAAAUUAAUUUCCUUAACUGUGCGUUUCUGUUCCUUACACCUUACCUUAUUUCUUAUUACUUAUUUAUUGAAACAAACUAGAUUGUAAAGCAAAUGAACAAAACAUAUCAGUCGCCUGCCACCAGAUCAAUUAACCUGAUAAGUCACUUUCUAAAACACCUUAUUUAUGUAAAUCAGUGUUCUUUGUGCAAUUACUUUUUAUCAGAUGUUGAAAUAGUAAACAAUGAUGAAUUCCUCGUUAGGUACACUAAUAAGGACCGAAAAGUCAUGACAGUAUCACUGAUGUUAGAGUCGCAUUACGGUCCUUUAAUGGAUCUUAGCACAGGCAUUGUAGCUUUGGCACUUCAAUAAAAUCAUGACCACUGUACUCACUGAGAA